UCGGGGUAAAUGCUCCUCGAGUGACUGAUUUGGCGUCUACAUGGGGAUCGAUGUCUGGUGGAGACGCUUCCACCGAUGAUCCGGGCGUACAGGGUUGUGACGAACCCACCUGAACUUCUACAUCACACUUCUUCUGAUUUCACUCAAAGCGCCUUGUAAACUCUCAAUGGAGCCGCUGAAGAACAUAUUCUCCCGCGGGCCGCUGUCCACCUGGAAGAGCCUGGAUCAGACUCAGAAGGGCAGCUUCACCAACCCGGUUUGGACCGCUUUGUUCGAUUACGAGGCUGCGGGGAAAGACGAACUCACACUGCGUAAAGGGGACCUAGUGGAGGUCCUGUCUCUGGAUUCGGAGAUAUCCGGAGACGAAGGAUGGUGGGCAGGAAAGGUCAACAACAAGGUGGGAAUCUUCCCCUCCAACUACGUCUCCUUCAAGCCCAGCGGAUACGGUGAGCUGCAGGGCUCCGGUUUGGGACCGAGCGAGUUGGAGCCGGAGACGGUGGACUUCAGCGAGCUGAGUCUGGAGGAGGUCAUCGGGGUCGGCGGGUUCGGGAAGGUCUACCGAGGGACCUGGAAGGGUGAGUUGGUGGCAGUGAAAGCGGCCCGUCAGGAUCCGGACGAGGAUAUCAGCGUCACAGCCCAGAACGUCCAGAACGAGGCCCGGCUCUUCGCCAUGCUCCAGCACCCCAACAUCACCGCGUUCAAGGGCGUUUGCCUGCAGGAGCCCAACCUGUGCCUGAUCAUGGAGUAUGCGUCUGGCGGCCCGCUGAGCCGUGCUCUGGCCGGACGACGGAUCCCGCCGCACGUUCUGGUCAACUGGGCGGUGCAGAUCGCCCACGGGAUGCAGUACCUGCACAACGAGGCCAUCGUCCCCGUCAUCCACCGAGACCUCAAGUCCAACAACAUUCUGCUGGCGGAGCCUGUGGAGAAGGACAGCAUUGAGGGCAAAACCCUGAAGAUCACAGAUUUCGGUCUGGCGCGCGAGUGGCACAAGACGACGAAGAUGAGCACGGCGGGAACCUACGCCUGGAUGGCACCGGAGGUUAUCAAAUCAUCCACCUUCUCCAAAGGCAGCGACGUCUGGAGCGCUUCGAAACGUCGCGAGGAGGAGCUGAAGCGCGCGGCGCUGGAGCAGAAGUCUCACGAGGAGUUCCUGCGUCAGCGCGAGCAGCAGUUAGCGCAGUGGGAGCAAGACGUGUUCGAGCGCGAGCUAUCGCUGCUCAUCCUGCACCUCAACCACAACCAGAAACCCAACGUCAAGAAGCGCAAGGGAACCUUCAAGAAGCACAAGCUGAAGGUGAAGAACGGAGAGAAGAUCAGCAUGCCGCAGGAUUUUAUCCAUAAGAUCACGGUCCAGGCGUCUCCGUGUUUGGAGAAGAGGCGUAACUCUCCGGAUCUGGGCUCUCCGUCCAUCGGUCCGCGCUUCCGAGCGAUACAGCUGAGUCCCAGUGAGAGUAAGUGGAGCUCUGUUUGGCCGCUGGAGUCUCUUCCUCUCAAGCAGACCAACGGUGAGAGGAGAUUCGCUCCUCAUCUGAGCCCCAAAAGCCCCAAGAGUCCAAAGAUCCUCCGUCUGAGCGCACAGGAGAACAGUCUGUCGAUGAGAGCCAAACUCCUGGAGGUGGACAGUAACGAGAGCGAGGACUCCAAAGCUGAUUUUGAGGAGUACAGACCCAUCACACUAGAGUCCAGCCACAACGAGGGCUCCGAGAGCGAGGAGGGCGGCUCGUCCCCGUGCGGUUCUCCCAGACCGGAUCCCCCCGGGCCGCUGUGUCGAGGGAAGAGCACACACCGUGCUCUGCUCAGCAGCGCCGCCCUGCUGGCCUCUGUAGCUCUGGGCCGCUGUGUGGAACCGCAGCACCAUCCCAUUCCACCACCGCGGGCCUCGUCCCGGGCGCACCUGCCGGAGCCCGAGGCGGUGGGGGAUCUGAUCAGCUUCAGCAUGGACUCGCGGCCGCCGCCGCCUAACCCGCGGGACCGCCGUGCUCCACACGCUAACGGAGACGCCGAGGGGCCGCCGCAGAGCGGGGAGCGCAGGAGGAGGAGCAGCUGCGGACUCAGCUCCUCACAGCUCAUGUUGGAUCUUCCGCUGUGUCCAGACACGUUUGAGGCCGAGGACAAGUCUCCGCUGCCAUUUGCCCUGUAUCCCGACCCUCGCUUGUGGAGCCCUAAAACACGGCGUCUGGAGGUCAACAUUGUCCCUCGGCCGCGACCGUCCCCCAACCGGCCCCGCAUCGACCCGUGGAGCUUCGUAUCGGCCGCCAAGACGGUCAUCAGCAGCCCCAGCAGCCCUCGCUUGGCCUACCAGCCCUCGCCCACAAACCCCUUCACAAACUGUGACCUCUUCCCUUCCCCAGAUUGCGACCCCUUCCAUCUGAGGGUCGACCCUGCUGUGAACUUGGACCACGCCUCGACCUUUGACCCCUUCUCGGCCCCGUUCCCCACCUCGCGCUCGGCGCCCUGCUCCACCAAUGGCAGUCCCAAUCUGUCGCUCAGGGUGGCGCCGCUGAACCCGGCCGACUCGCCGCUCAUAGACCUGGCCUGGAUGGGCGGCACCAAAGAGAGGGUCCAUCCUCACCGGAGCCUCGGCCUCAGUCCGUUCAGAUCGCAGGCGCCGCUCAGAGACGACCGCUUCUGAACGCUGUCCCGUAAACCAGGGCCGUGCCAACUCUGGGAAACCAAACGCAGGGGAUUUCCAUUUGACGCAGUGUUGUUGAUGUGUCAAAUGCUCGUUUGGGUGAUCUUUCUGUGCUGUCUCAGGGUCUUAUUGGCCUCUAGUUGCGCUUAAAUAGAUCCGCACUUGUUGCAUCGCUUUAAUCAGUCUCAAAAGUGAUGCAGUCAGUGCCAAAAGAUUUCAAAAUGAUUGCUUGUUUCAGCACAGAUUCGUCUCUGUUGGCCAUUAAGGUUGCGUUAUUGUGCAUUCUGAGAGCAUUAUGUGCGGGAGAAUCCGUUACACAUUCCACAUACAGCGGUGGCCAAAAUCAUCAGAACACUAGUAUUCUCCGCAGCUAAAAAUGGGUUUAAGUCAGUUAUUUCUAUCUUUUGCUGUAGUG
Molecule: messenger RNA, 3047 nt
Organism: Sinocyclocheilus anshuiensis
Lineage: Eukaryota; Metazoa; Chordata; Actinopteri; Cypriniformes; Cyprinidae
Product: mitogen-activated protein kinase kinase kinase 11-like
Exons: 8
Coding region: 167-2632 (821 amino acids)
Biological process (GO): microtubule-based process; positive regulation of apoptotic process; protein phosphorylation
Cellular component (GO): centrosome
Molecular function (GO): JUN kinase kinase kinase activity; protein binding; ATP binding
Source: RefSeq, a predicted model, not a curated record